Molecule: messenger RNA, 2015 nt
Organism: Phalaenopsis equestris
Lineage: Eukaryota; Viridiplantae; Streptophyta; Magnoliopsida; Asparagales; Orchidaceae
Product: protein disulfide isomerase-like 1-4
Exons: 12
Coding region: 125-1852 (575 amino acids)
Biological process (GO): response to endoplasmic reticulum stress; protein folding
Cellular component (GO): endoplasmic reticulum
Molecular function (GO): protein disulfide isomerase activity
Source: RefSeq, a predicted model, not a curated record
AACCCUCGCCGAAGACCAAAGCCCUCCUGCGUAAAUACUGCUUAAAACCGGGAAACCUUAAAACCGGCCACCAAACAGCUCUAUAGUUCACUUCUCCAUAGAGAGUCUGAGCGAAAGAGACCAGAUGUCAUCUCGAGCUAUCCUCCUCGCCUUCCUACUCGCCGCCCUCCUCUUUCUUGGUUUUGCCACCUCCGCCACAAAACCCGCCGCCGACGACGCUGAUGAGGACCUCAGCUUCCUCGAAGAGGGCGACGAGGAGGACGCAUCUCGCGGGUUCCCUAGCCCCGACCAUGCCUUGCCGGAUGAGGACGAUCACGACGAAUUCGACGACGACGAGCUGGAUCAAGGCGACUUUCUCGAUUCGGAUCACGGAUCUUACGAGGCGCCGCCGCCGGUAGACGAGAAGGAUGUGGUUGUGCUAACGGGUGUUAACUUCAGUGAAUUCAUAGAGAAGAACCAGCAUGUCAUGGUGGAAUUCUACGCGCCGUGGUGCGGGCAUUGUCAAGCGCUAGCACCAGAGUACGCUGAGGCAGCCACGGCGCUUGAACUAGAGGACGUAGUGCUUGCAAAGGUUGACGCUACGGAAGAGAACGAGCUCUCACAGAAGUACGAUGUGCAGGGUUUCCCUACCAUUUACUUCUUCGUUGAUGGAGAUCACAGGCCCUACCCGGGACAGAGAGCUAAGGAUGCUAUUGUUACCUGGAUUAAGAAGAGGAUCGGGCCUGCUGUUCAAAAUAUAACAACAAUUGAAGAGGCUGAAAAAAUACUUUCUUCUGGAAGUAAACUAACCUUGGGCUUCUUUGACUCUUUAGUGGGUGCUGAUAGUUUGGAGCUAUCUGCUGCAUCCAAACUUGAAGAUGAUGUGAACUUCUACCAAACUGUCAGUCCUGCUGUCGCAGAGCUUUUUCACAUUGAUCCCAAAUCCAAACGACCUUCUUUAGUUCUUCUGAAGAAGGAAGCUGAAAAUUUGACUUAUUUUGACGGCCAGUUCACUAAAUCUGCCAUAGUUGAUUUCAUAUUUGCCAACAAGCUUCCUCUGGUGACCACUUUUACUAGGGAAAAUGCUCCUCUUAUCUUUGAGAGUCCAAUUAAGAGGCAGCUUUUGCUCUUUGCACAAUCAAAAGUGUCUGAAAAGCUUUUACCGGUUUUCCAAGAAGCUGCAAAAUUUUUUAAGGGAAAGCUUAUCUUUGUGUACGUGGAGAUGGAUAACGAGGAUAUAGGCAAACCAGUUUCAGAUUACUUUGGAGUGACAGGAGAUGGCCCAAAAUUGCUUGCUUACUCGGGAAAUGAAGAUGGGAGAAAAUACAUACUUGAUGGGGAACUCGUACAAGAAACUAUUAAGGUUUUUGCUGAAGAUUUCUUGGAGGAUAAGCUCAAGCCAUUCUACAAAUCAGAUCAGAUUCCUGAGACUAAUCAUGGUGAUGUGAAAAUAGUAGUCGGAAAUAUUUUCGAUGAAAUAGUUUUGGAUGAGUCGAAGGAUGUUCUUCUAGAGAUAUAUGCACCAUGGUGUGGGCAUUGCCAAGCUUUGGAACCAACAUACAACAAACUUGCCAAGCAUCUUCGAGGCAUCGACUCUAUUGUUAUAGCAAAAAUGGAUGGGACCACAAAUGAGCACCCUCGGGCCAAGUCUGAUGGUUUCCCCACACUCCUCUUCUUUCCAGCUGGAAACAAGAGUUUUGAUCCGAUCACUGUUGAUACGGAGCGCACAGUGGUGGCGUUUUACAAAUUCCUGAAGAAAAAUGCUUCAAUUCCAUUCAAGCUCCAGAAACCAGCUUCAGCAACGAAAACAGAGGCGGUUUCGGAUCCUAAGCAUGAGGGCGGAGACAAAACCGAUCUGAAAGAUGAGUUAUAGUUUUUUUACCUGAUUUAUGAGCCUUUUUUCAUCUUGCUUUACCAGCUCAUUAUAAUUUAAUUACAUAUUCUUUGUGGUGCUGUUGACAUUAAAGCUUGGGAUAUAGAGAGAGUAGACUGAAUUUUGGACUAAUAAAUGAAGCUCUUCUUAGAAAUUUCUUAUA